Molecule: messenger RNA, 1215 nt
Organism: Sorex fumeus (smoky shrew)
Lineage: Eukaryota; Metazoa; Chordata; Mammalia; Eulipotyphla; Soricidae
Gene: ERP29
Product: endoplasmic reticulum protein 29
Exons: 3
Coding region: 124-894 (256 amino acids)
Biological process (GO): protein secretion
Cellular component (GO): endoplasmic reticulum lumen; endoplasmic reticulum
Source: RefSeq, a predicted model, not a curated record
UCCGGGCUCUCCACGUGCGCACGCCCGAGCCGGCGCUCGUCGUCACGUGACGCGCGGCCGGCGCUGACUCCGCCACAGGCUGCCCGCUUCGCGCUCGCCGAGCCCGGCGUUACGGCCGCCGCCAUGCCUCGCGUCGCCUCUCCAGCCGCUCUGGUUCCGCUUCUGGUGCUCCUGCUGCUCUCGGCUCCGCCCGGCGGCAGCGGCCUGCACACCAAGGGCGCCCUUCCCCUGGAUACAGUCACUUUCUACAAGGUCAUUCCCAAAAGCAAGUUCGUCUUGGUGAAGUUCGACACCCAGUACCCCUACGGUGAGAAGCAGGAUGAGUUCAAGCGUCUGGCUGAAAACUCGGCCUCCAGCGAUGAUCUCUUGGUGGCAGAGGUGGGGAUCUCAGAUUAUGGCGACAAGCUGAAUAUGGAGCUGAGUGAGAAAUAUAAGCUGGACAAAGAGGACUAUCCAGUCUUUUAUCUCUUCCGGGACGGGGACUUUGAGAACCCUGUCCAGUAUAGUGGGGCGGUAAAGGUUGGCGCCAUCCAGCGCUGGCUAAAGGGCCACGGGGUCUACAUAGGCAUGCCUGGGUGCCUGCCUGUGUAUGAUGGCCUUGCCAGCGAGUUCAUCAAGGCCUCCAGCAAAGAGGCCCGCCAGACCGUCCUGAAGCAAGGGCAGGACACCCUUGCGAGCGUGAAGGAGUCUGAGAAGAAGUGGGCCGAGCAGUACCUGAAGAUCAUGGGGAAGAUCUUAAACCAGGGUGAGGACUUCCCGGCGUCAGAGAUGACCCGGAUCACCAAGUUAAUUGAGAAGAACAAGAUGAGCGACGGCAAGAAGGAAGAGCUCCAGAAGAGCCUAAACAUCCUGACUGCCUUUCAGAAGAAGGGGGCCGAGAAGGAGGAGCUGUAAAGGCACCCCAAAGUUUUCAGUUUGAUGGGAGUGGCGCGGGGAGGGUGGUGGUGGGGAAGUUACCUGCUGGCUCUGAGGCCCUCCUGGGAUGUGGGAGUGGUAGAAGGGGCACAGAAAUCUAUGCCCUUCCACUUGAUGUUGGCGUGACCAACCACGUUUGGGACAGAUAGCUCUAGAACAAGUCGGUAUAGCUGGAUGCUUGAAUCCGUCGAUGGUGGAACCCCCGCGCAGGAAUUGGUGCUAUAAAGAUGAGUGUACAGCCCACCUCUCCCUGACAGUGUGAUUCUGACCCAAUUAAAGUUUCGCUGUUUUGUUUAAGUG